GACCUCGUCCCUCUCGAUAACCAAUCUGGAAUUGAGCACCCACCAGCCCUCAGACAAUCUACAAGAUGGCGGCCAGACAACCCCAAUUCAGCCAACACAUCCUCGUCGACACGACGCCGAUGCCCUCUGACAUCCCCAAAGUGCAAGAAAUCGGCACCACAUCUGCUCCCCUUAUGAGCGCGUCAUUCUUUAUUGGAGACCGCUGCCGUGCUUAUAACGAUGAUUAUAUGAAGUGCAAGGCUGAGGCCAAUGGUCGAGGAGAAUUUGAAUGUCUCAAGGAAGGUCGCAAAGUCACCCGCUGUGCGGCUAGUGUGAUCAAGGAUAUCAACACUCACUGUCUAAAGCAGUUCAAUGCUCACUGGCAAUGCCUCGAAAACAACAAUCACCACAUGUUCGAAUGCCGGAAACCGGAGGUGGAAUUGAACAGUUGUAUUUUUGACAAGCUGGGCCUCAAGAAGACUAUUCCCGGAACGCCCGAAAACGUGACUCCUGUGCAUUUGCGACCAAAACAGAUUUAUGCUCAGUAUCCUGGACCUCAAUACUAGAAAUGGAAACUAUUCAUGUCAUCAAACCCUAGCAUCGAUUUGUCUGCUUGUCUUUUUUAUUGUUCCCUUGUCUGGUUAGAAUGUGUGUAAAUAUUAGUGGGAAAUUAUGGAAGCAAGAUUGAACUUAUU
This is a messenger RNA of Talaromyces stipitatus ATCC 10500, 674 nucleotides long. RefSeq names its product NADH-ubiquinone oxidoreductase 19 kDa subunit, putative. The transcript is spliced from 4 exons. The record is from RefSeq and is a predicted model, not a curated record. Bases 66 to 545 code for a protein of 159 amino acids. Gene Ontology annotation, biological process: mitochondrial electron transport, NADH to ubiquinone. Lineage: Eukaryota; Fungi; Ascomycota; Eurotiomycetes; Eurotiales; Trichocomaceae.